GGAGGCAGCAGCGGCAGGAGCAGGCCCGGCUGCCCCUGCGGAACCAGAACCCCGGAACCCCCCAUGCCCCGCCGCCCUCAGGAUGCCGAACUCUCGGGCCUCGUGGCUGCUGCUGCUGCUGUCUCUAUGGGGGCCGCUGGUCUGGAGGGCGGAGACAGGCUCUGAGGGGCAGACGGCGGUUGAGCUGUACCAGCGCUGGGAACGGUACCGCAGGGAAUGCCAGGAAACCUUGGUGGCAGCAGUGCCCCCCUUAGGGCUCGCCUGUAACGGGUCCUUCGAUAUGUAUAUUUGCUGGGACUACACUGCACCCAACGCCACUGCCCGUGCGUCCUGUCCCUGGUACCUACCCUGGUACCACCACGUGGCUGCGGGCUUCGUCCUCCGCCAAUGUGGGAGUGAUGGCCAGUGGGGACCUUGGAGGGACCAUUCCCAGUGUGAGGACCCAGAGAAGAACGGGGCCUUCCAGGACCAAAGGCUGAUCUUGGAGCAGCUGCAGGUUGUGUAUACCGUGGGCUACUCCCUGUCCCUCGCCACGCUGCUGCUGGCCCUCUUCUUCUUGAGUUUCUUCAGGAGGCUGCACUGCACUCGCAACUAUAUCCACAUCAACCUGUUCACCUCCUUCAUCCUGCGGGCGGCAGCCAUCCUCACCCGAGACCGGCUGCUGCCUCCACCCGGCCCCUACCCUGGGGAUCGGGCCCCAGCUCUCUGGAAUCAGGCCCUAGCCUCCUGCCGCACAGCCCAGAUCGUAACCCAGUACUGCGUGGGCGCCAACUACACGUGGCUGCUGGUGGAGGGCGUCUACCUGCACAGUCUCCUGGUGGUGGUGGGAGGCUCCGAGGGGGGCCACUUCCGCUGCUACCUGCUCCUCGGCUGGGGGGCCCCCGCGCUUUUCGUCAUUCCCUGGGUGAUCGUCAGGUACCUGUACGAGAACACGCAGUGCUGGGAGAGGAACGAUGUCAAAGCCAUCUGGUGGAUCAUCCGCACCCCCAUCCUUAUGACCAUCCUGAUUAAUUUCCUCAUCUUCAUCCGCAUUCUUGGCAUCCUCGUGUCCAAGCUGAGGACGCGGCAGAUGCGCUGUCCCGAUUACCGGCUGAGGCUGGCGCGCUCCACGCUGACGCUGGUGCCCCUGCUGGGCGUCCACGAGGUGGUAUUUGCGCCCGUGACGGAGGAACAGGCCCACGGCACCCUGCGGUUCGCCAAACUGGGCUUUGAGAUCUUCCUCAGCUCCUUCCAGGGAUUCCUGGUCAGCGUCCUCUACUGCUUCGUCAACAAGGAGGUGCAGUCGGAGAUCCGCCGCGGCUGGCACCGCUGCCUCCUGCGCCGCGGCCUCGGCGACCAGCAGCGCCACCCGCCUGAGCGCGCCUCCCGGGCCCUGCGCUCGGGCUCCGGCCCCGGCGAGGUCCCCGCCGGCCGCGCCCUGUCCUCGGGGACCCUCCCACGGCCUGCGGAUGAGGCCAGCCGGGUCUUGGAAAGUUACUGCUAG
Choloepus didactylus (southern two-toed sloth) is the source of this 1483-nucleotide messenger RNA. RefSeq names its product gastric inhibitory polypeptide receptor (gene GIPR). Gene Ontology annotation, cellular component: plasma membrane. The coding region runs from base 83 to 1483 and encodes 466 amino acids. Gene Ontology annotation, biological process: adenylate cyclase-modulating G protein-coupled receptor signaling pathway; cell surface receptor signaling pathway. NCBI's taxonomy places the organism in Eukaryota, Metazoa, Chordata, Mammalia, Pilosa, Megalonychidae. The record is from RefSeq and is a predicted model, not a curated record. Gene Ontology annotation, molecular function: gastric inhibitory peptide receptor activity; G protein-coupled peptide receptor activity; peptide hormone binding. The transcript is spliced from 14 exons.